AUGUGGUGCUCACACACUUUCACCUGGAGGAAUCCGCGAUGGUCGCCGGCCGGGCGGACAAAACAGCUUCCCCUGAGUGAGUUCAGCUACAGGACAGAGAAGUGGAAAACUGAACAACCUGCUGACACUCCAAACACUGAAGCUUCACUCGAAGAAAAAAUGGAUUCCAGAUUAGAGGUAGAUCUUUGCUGUCCGGUCUGUCGUGAUGUCUUCAGAAACCCUGUUUUUCUCUCAUGUAGCCACAGCUUCUGUGAAGACUGUCUGCAGAGCUGGUGGAGAGAGAACCCAACACAGGAGUGUCCAGUCUGUAAGACAACAUCCUCAAAUGCAAAACCGCCUUGUAACUGGGUGUUAAAGAACCUGUGUGAGGCCUUCUUACUGGAGAGAGAUCAGAGAGCUUCAGAGGCUCUCUGCAGUCUGCACUCUGAGAAACUCAAACUCUUCUGUCUGGACCAUCAGCAGCCAGUGUGUCUCAUCUGCAGAGAUUCAGAAAAACACAUCGACCACAAAUUCAGACCCGUCGAUGAAGCUGCACGACAACACAGGAAGGAGCUUCAGGAAACUCUGGAGCCCUUAAAGGAGAAGUUAAAGGUUUUUGAAGAAGUUAAAGAGGAGUGUGAUCAAAUGGCAAAACACAUAAAGCUCCAGGCGCGACGCACAGAGUCACGGAUCAAGGAUCAGUUUAAGAAGCUUCACCAGUUUCUAGAAGAGGAAGAGGUGGCCAGGUUGGCUGCACUGAGGGAGGAGGAGGAGCAGAAGAGUCAGAGGAUGAAGGAGAAGAUGGAGGCACUGAGCAGAGAGAUAGCAGCACUUUCAGACACAGUCAGAGCCACAGAGGAGCAGCUGAGAGCUGAACACGCCUCAUUCCUGAUCAACUACAAGGCUGCAGUGGAAAGAGUCCAGCAGCGCCCCCUGCUGGAUGAUCCACAGCUGCUCUCAGGAGCUCUGAUAGACGAGGCCAAACACCUGGGCAACCUGAGCUUCAACAUCUGGAACAAGAUGAAGGACAUGGUCUCCUACACUCCUGUGAUUCUGGACCCAAACACUGCUGGUCCAUUAAACGGCCUGUCUGAAGAUCUGACCAGUGUGAGAGUAGGAGAGGAACAGCUUGAUCUUGAUAAUCCAGAGAGGUUUGAUAAACACCGCUUUGUCCUGGGCUCUGAGGGCUUUAACUCAGGGACUCACAGCUGGGAUGUCAAUGUUGGAGACAGUACAGGCUGGUCACUGGGUGUGUUAGCAGAGUCUGUCCAGAGGAAGGGAAGCAUAGAGUCUGGAUUAUGCAGAAUAGGGUUCUAUCAAGGUAAAUACUCAUGGUCAGAUCCAGCCACUGUUCUCGUAGUGCAGCCAGAGGUCCAGAGGAUCAGAGUGACUCUGGACUGGAACAGAGGAAAGCUGUCGUUCUCUGAUGCUGAUACUAACACACACAUUCACACCAUCACACACACUUUCACUGAGAAGAUGUUUCCAUUAUUUACCAGUUGGGAUAAAGUCCCACUGAAGAUAUCACCAGUGAAGGUGUGUGUGACAGUGGAGCAGAGCAGUUAGAGAUAAAGAGGAUGAUUAUAUUAAUGAUGUUUAUUUCUUAACCUUUGUGUUAUCCUUGAUUUUUUCAGAAAUAUUGGUUUUGUUCAACCAAAUUGCCCAAAAAUAACUUGGAUGCAUGGAUGCCUGCUAAUCCAGAGAGGUUUGACAUAUACUGCUCUGUCCUGGGCUCGGAGGGCUUUAACUUUGGGACUCACAGCUGGGAUGUCAAGGUUGGAGACAGUCUGGUCACUGGCUGUGUUAGAGCGGUCUGUCCUGAGGGAGGGAUUUGUACAGUCUGGCUUAUGGAGAAUAAGGUACUAUUUAGGUAGAUACGCAGCACAGUCGCCAGUAGAUCCAUCUGUUACUCUCAUAGUGCAGGAGAAGCUCCAGAGGAUCAGAGUGACUCUGGACUGGAACGCACAAGAGCUGUGUUCUCUGAUGCUGAUACCAACACACACUUACCACCCUUUCACUGAGAGGACGUUUCCAGUCAUUUUCACUGGGGAUAACGUCCCAGUGAAGAUAUUAAAAGUAAAUGUGCAUGUGAUAGUGGAUGACAACAUUUAGAGAUAAACAGGAUGAUUCAUUUGAUGUUUAUUUCUUCAGUGGAAUUUCUUCAUGAUUACAAAGACAUGUUAAUUUCUAUUUCACCUGAUUGUUUAGUUUUAAAAUCUGCUUUUUUAUCUAUUGUUCAUGUUUUAAUUAUUUUGAAGAAAAGUUAUAUAAAGAAAAGUUAUUCAAAAACUGCAUGUUUAAGCAGCCAAUCAGUGUUGAGAUCAAGAAAUAUUAAACUCUAGUCGAGAUUUAAGUUACGUUAAAAUCAAUGUUUAAAUUCUUUUUGUAUUUGAUGUAAUACAGAAGAUGACUAUGUUUCUAAAAGUGUUUCAUUCAGUUUCCAUCAGUUCAAUUCUGCUAAUGUUGGUGAUUUAAAUAACAUUAAUGCUGAAUGUACAUUCAUUCCUGUUUUUCAACAACAUAAUAAAACAUUGCCUU
Molecule: messenger RNA, 2517 nt
Organism: Perca fluviatilis (European perch)
Lineage: Eukaryota; Metazoa; Chordata; Actinopteri; Perciformes; Percidae
Product: nuclear factor 7, brain-like
Exons: 2
Coding region: 1-1545 (514 amino acids)
Molecular function (GO): protein binding; zinc ion binding
Source: RefSeq, a predicted model, not a curated record